ACCAUCGUUCUUUUCAGAUGUUAAUGAAAGAACCCAAGUUCCUGUCAAGAGCACCAUUGUGACUGGGGUUGGUUCAGCUGUUCUUGCUUUUUUUAUGGAUGUUUCCCAGCUAGCUGGAAUGGUUAGUGUUGGAACACUACUUGCCUUCACCAUGGUUGCAAUUUCAAUUUUGAUACUUAGAUAUGUUCCACCAAAUGAGAUGCCACUUCCAUCAUCUUUCCAAGAAUCAAUUGAGUCAUUAUCUUUUCAUGAGGAGUUUCCAAAAGGUCCUGUUGGAAUAAGUGAUAAGAGAAACAAACAAAGUGGGCAAGAUGAUGGAACCUCAAAAGAUUUUCCUCUUAUCAUUAAGAACACUGAUGAAGGUAAUUACU
Messenger RNA from Dendrobium catenatum, 371 nucleotides. RefSeq names its product cationic amino acid transporter 2, vacuolar-like. The record is from RefSeq and is a predicted model, not a curated record. NCBI's taxonomy places the organism in Eukaryota, Viridiplantae, Streptophyta, Magnoliopsida, Asparagales, Orchidaceae. The annotation marks the transcript as partial. The transcript has 2 exons.